Cladophialophora psammophila CBS 110553 is the source of this 405-nucleotide messenger RNA. RefSeq lists its product as uncharacterized. The coding region runs from base 1 to 405 and encodes 134 amino acids. The record is from RefSeq and is a predicted model, not a curated record. The transcript has a single exon. Lineage: Eukaryota; Fungi; Ascomycota; Eurotiomycetes; Chaetothyriales; Herpotrichiellaceae.
AUGGCUACCCACAAAGCCUCUGCCGUCACUAUUGACGAGUUCGAACUUCUAAGGGGUCGCAACGCGGCCGGGGCAUUGCUAGCUACCACUCUAAUGAUCCUGUCAGCCCGCCGCAAAUUCAUCCACCCGGGCUCCGUUCUCCACGAUCAGGUCAUAGCUAGGAGUGCCACAGCCAGCAAGUACGCCAAAACCGUUCAAGACGUGAUCUUCUAUACCAUAUAUGGCCUGCAUGGCAUCGAGACCGUCUAUUUCGCCCUGACGAAGCUGAAGAAGCACAAUGUCAAGAUCUUCAGUCCGGUCUGGUUCCAGUGGAUUAUCGCUGUGUUCCUGGGAGGGACCUUUGCCCAAAAGCAUUUCGAUGAAGUGGUGGAGACGAAGGAAAUCAAGACCAUCAAAGAGAUUUGA